Amphiprion ocellaris (clown anemonefish) is the source of this 7883-nucleotide messenger RNA. It is a transcript of the gene zbtb16a, whose product is annotated as zinc finger and BTB domain containing 16a. Gene Ontology annotation, biological process: regulation of transcription by RNA polymerase II. The coding region runs from base 247 to 2241 and encodes 664 amino acids. Gene Ontology annotation, molecular function: DNA-binding transcription factor activity, RNA polymerase II-specific; protein binding; RNA polymerase II cis-regulatory region sequence-specific DNA binding. NCBI's taxonomy places the organism in Eukaryota, Metazoa, Chordata, Actinopteri, Pomacentridae. Gene Ontology annotation, cellular component: nucleus. The transcript is spliced from 7 exons. The record is from RefSeq and is a predicted model, not a curated record.
UGACUGGCUGCGUUGACGUCAGCGCCGUGUUGAUUUGCUAAGGCGAGAGAAGAAAGGAGUUAGUGCGUGUUGAGAGAGCGGGUACUGCGAACUGCCUUACUAUGCUGUAGCCCCACAAUCCCCCCUACACUAUACGGAAGCAAAACGUGCAACUUAGGUUUCAUCUUGUUUACAACGAUAGCUAAAAACACUGCUGAGCGGGGAAGGCGAGCCUCAUGAGUCGGCCUCGUGGACUGCAUCGACAUAAUGGAUUUAACUAAAAUGGGUAUGAUCCAGCUCCAGAACCCCAACCACCCCACUGCCCUGCUGCAGAAGGCCAACCAGAUGCGUCUGGCUGGGACUCUGUGCGACGUGGUCAUCAUGGUAGACACCCAGGAGUUUCACGCUCACCGGACUGUGCUCGCCUGCACCAGCAAAAUGUUCGAGAUCCUCUUCCACCGCAGCAGCCAGCAUUAUACCCUGGACUUUCUUUCACCAAAGACUUUUCAGCAGAUUUUGGAGUAUGCUUACACUGCCACGCUCCAGGCCAAGGUGGAGGACUUGGAUGACCUUCUGUACGCAGCCGAGAUCCUGGAGAUUGAGUACUUGGAAGAGCAAUGCCUCAAGAUCCUGGAAACCAUCCAGUCCUCAGAUGAGAACGACGUGGAGGUCAACGCCAACGACGGGAGCACGGAGGAGGACGACGAGCGCAAAGGCCACAACGGAGCCAAGAACUCCAAAAAGCAUUCCAUGGACAGUCCCUAUCUGUCAGGCACCCACCAAGUCUCCACCAUGGCCGGCAUGGUGGACCAGAGUCCCUCCGUCUCCACUUCCUUCGGCGUCUCCACCCUGAGUCCCACUAAAGCUGCUGUGGACAGUCUGAUGAGCAUCGGCCAGUCUCUGCUCCAGCAGGGCUUCGGCGCUGAGCAGCUCGUCCACGGGAACUCCCACCACCUGAUGACUGAGAUCAAGACCGAAAUGAUGCAGGUGGACAUGGGCGGCAACGGCCACGAGAGCCCCCAGAACAUGGAGUCCAGCGCCUCCAGCAACGGAGAGCGAAGCGGGGAGGACAGGAACCGAGACGGUCCCGGGACACCGACCAGGAGCAGCGUGAUCACCAGUGCCCGCGAGCUGCAUUACGUCCGCGAGGAAGGCAUGGGAGACCCUCAAGGUGAAGUCAGCCAGAUGGGGCUGGAAGCGAUGGCUGGAAUGACGGAGAAACACCUGGCCUCGCUAUACUCCCUACCUGUCAAUCAUAAAUCAGAUGCCAUGAUGUCCAUGCCGGCGUCCAUGGCCUCCGCUCUCCCCAUGUCCCCAGCCCUGGCUAUGUCGAUGGACUUCAGUGCCUAUGGGGGACUCCUGCCUCAGAGCUUCAUCCAGAGAGAAUUCUUCAGCAAGCUGGGGGAGCUGGCGGUGGGCAUGAAACCAGACGGCAGGAACCAGAACAUGCGUUGCAACGUUUGCGGCGUAGAGCUACCAGAUAAUGAAGCUGUGGAGCAGCACAGAAAGAUGCACAGUGGAAUGAAGACCUACAGCUGUGAGCUGUGUGGGAAGAGCUUCCUGGACAGCCUCCGUCUACGAAUGCAUCUGCUGUCUCAUUCAGCUGGAGAGAAGGCCAUAGUUUGUGACCAGUGCGGCGCCCAGUUCCAGACAGAAGAAUCCCUGGAGGCUCACCGGCAGAUCCACACUGGGUCGGACAUGGCCAUCUUCUGCCUGCUCUGUGGGAAGCGUUUCCAGACCCAGACAGCGUUGCAGCAGCACAUGGAGGUCCACGCCGGCGUCCGCAGCUACAUUUGCAGCGAAUGCAACCGGACUUUCCCCAGCCAUACUGCACUCAAACGCCACCUACGCUCACACACAGCAGGGGACCACCCAUUCGAGUGCGAGUUCUGCGGGAGCUGCUUCCGAGAUGAGAGCACGCUGAAGGGCCACAAGCGCAUCCACACCGGGGAGAAGCCCUAUGAAUGUAACGGCUGUGGGAAGAAGUUCAGCCUCAAGCACCAGCUGGAAACCCACUACCGUGUGCACACAGGUGAGAAGCCAUUCGAGUGCAAGCUGUGCCACCAGCGAUCCAGGGACUACUCGGCCAUGAUCAAGCACCUGCGCACCCACAAUGGCGCCUCGCCCUACCAAUGCACCAUCUGCCUGGAGUACUGCCCCAGCCUGUCAGCCAUGCAGAAGCACAUGAAAGGCCACAAGCCAGAAGACAUCCCCCCAGACUGGCGCAUAGAGAAGACCUACCUGUACCUCUGCUAUGUCUGAGACCAGGAGCAGCGAAUGGAGAGGGGAGGGUUGGUGGAGAGGUAAGGGGAAUGUAAUGGAGUGGAUAGGAGGAAUGAGAGUUGGCGAUUUGAGGAAUGUCAACGGCGAGAGACUGGAAAGCAAGAGGGGGUUUGUUUUCUAUUUUUCUUUUCAUGCAAAGGCGACGAGCGACGGGGUUUAAAAAAAACAAAACAAAAUGACGGUGGUGAUGGAGAGACUAAAGUGCUCAGAAGAGGAAGGCUUGGACACUUGGAGACAGAUUCUCCACCAUUGUUCGGAUUCACCGGGUCAUUCACUACAUCUGCAACUGUGUUAUUGUUUCAGGUCAUUUCGGGCGGCGCCACAGAGCAGGCGCCGCUCCAAGGAAGUGACUUUUUGGAUGCUGCUGCAACAGUGAUGAGAAAGCAGAUUCUCAAGGGCUAUCUGAACCUGCACUUCCACGCCAUGUGGAGCCUUCACUCCAACCUGAGUCGUUUUUUUUUUUGUUCUACUUCAGUAUUUGUUGUGUUUGCAGUAACACAACGACAGAAUAUGUGAAUCUGAGCAUCGCUUUAGGCCCCCAGUUCAUUAUCUGCUGUCUGAGAUUUGAGGACUCUCUCCUUCUGACCACAAACCUACAUGAGUCUAGAUGUUCUGAACCGAUUUAUCUUGGGGAUUGAGGAGGACCGACACAAAUUUUCAAACUGAACGCUCCAGAGUUUGAAUAAACGCUUCGGCCCUGAUCUUUUCCGUUGCGAGAUGCAUCUGUUUUGUCACUUCUCGUCUGUUUCUGCCUAAGCAGUGGGCAAAGACACGUCCGAACACGAAAUCCUUCAGAUCCCAGCGGUCGCAGUGAGAUAGCCCCUGAGAAUCCGCAGCAGAGCCGGUCGGCUUAUGCAGUAGAUGAAACAGUUGAACUGGACAAGUGGGAGCAUUUGAAUACUGCAAACCAAGCGCCCAUUUGGUUGCAGGGGGAAGAUGUUAGUGCUGCUUUUUUGUGUUGUUGGAAGUCUCCCCACUUUUCUCAGUAGUCUUCCUGGUUCUGCAUCUCCGUCGGAUGAUCGGCUGGGGGAAGGCCGAGUCACCACUGGCCACUCAAAGGCUAACUUGUGUCACUUUUUCGUCAUGUUUUUGUUCUUUUUUUUUCUUUUUUAGCUCUGCAUCCUAGUUUAUCGUGGCUUGAUUGCACAGGUUAAACAAAGUACGACAACAGUCUCUGUUUGAUGUCGGCAAGGUAUAUAUUAUUUUCAUUAACUCAUAACUUGCUAUUACAGUACGUCACAUUAAACUCACAUUAAAGCGUACUCACCUAUUCAGCAAUAGAUAACUGGACUGCUUUAUACCAUGUACAUUUUACUAGAUGAUUAUCAUUAUCUCACACUAAUGGUGAACUACGCAAACUGACACACAAACAGUUAACACUUCUACCGCUACAGAUCUGUCCAUUCGCCACAGGGAUGGAAUAUGGGGAAAAAACAAAACGUUUGCUGUCCGUGGGAGUCCUGUGACUUUGACUGCUAGUAAGUGAAUGUUGAAGAGGUGCUGGGAAUGCCUUAGCUACACACCUCUGUCGGAGGUGCUGUGGUAGCUUGAAGACUGUUAUACGGCAUCGAAAACAUGAAUGUGAACACCUGUAAGCUGGGAUCAUGGGAGGCUGGAUCAACAGACGCAGGUUAAUGCUGCCUUUCAUUCAAAGUCGGAAGCCUAAAAUUCCCACCUUGCAGGUUGUUGUUUUUAUUUCUAAAGCCUUCCGGUGGUUCUGAGUCGGUUUUCUCCAUCCAGCGUCAUAACCUCGAGGCAAGUCUUGUUGGGGCUUCAACUCCCCUAGAAGUGUUUUAUAUCAGAACAUGGACCACUGGAGUACUGGUGGAUGAUGCUUUCUCAUAGUUAUAUGACAGAUAUUGUGUUCAGAUGAUGCAUAUUCACAAAUAUAUUAGCAUUGAUUUGAAUUACCGCUGGGGCUUUUAAGCCAAAUACAAUUAAAAUGCUGUACAUUGUGUACUCUGUGCAUUUGAUACUCGUGUUAUACACCAUCGCAUAGAGGAAAGGGUGAAUGUUGGGUCAGUAAUCGCCCUGAGCAAAGUAUUAAAACCCAUGAUGUGCAGCAUUUACAGCAAAACGUCAAAAUCCUGUUUUCUCUGCGGCGGUGGGAAUUUAUCCAGCUUUCUGUGAAACACAGCAUCGGUCCUGUUGAGCGAAAGCAGUCGCAGGUUUUUAAUGGUUGAACCCAAGGCUUUCCUGAACAUCACUGCCUGUCACAACGUUACCUGGGCGCUCACAUAUCCAAACAGCUGGCGGGAAAAGGGGGGAAAUCACUGAUUGGACGAGACACGGUCCAGCAGCUUAGGGGGCGACCAGUAAGACGACAGAAUAAAUCAACUCUUUCUCUGUGGUUUUGUCCCUGCGCUUCGUCUCGUCUCCUGUUGUUGUUGUUUGUUGUUGUUGUUAUUAUUGACCUUGAGUUUGAUCUCAACACAUCGUACUUGAAUUACCUCGUUUUUGUGACCUCAUGUUUGCUUGUGUAUUUUUAAUUUUCCCUUUCGUUUCAUUUGUACACUUUUCGAGUCGGAAAGACGCAUCGCGAAAAACACGAUGAGGCGAUGCAAAAAAAUUAAGUGCCACGGUGAAGAGAUUUGUUUUUUUUCUAAUGUUGUGUAUUUCUUUGUGCAUUAUUUGUUACCAAACUUGGUAUUAUUAACCCUGCUUGAUAAAGAGCCGGAAGGUUUGGUCAUUUGUUAUAAAAGCUACCUCUAAGUUGUUUUCUUUUUUUUUCUUUUUUUUUUGGCAAAAGCACAUUUUUUUGUGUUUGUGUUUUGCAUUAUUUCGUCAUUGCUACUUCAUCUCAUGCUUUUUUUUGUUUUCAAAAGUUGAUUUAUGAUUGUGUGUGUUUUCAAGCAAAAUGUAUAUAAAAGGGUAAGAGAUAACAAAAGUAGAGGUCGGGUAGGAUGAGAAAAGUCGUUGAAAUGGAUGUUUAUUCUUCUCUUCUAGUCUCCCCCUGCACCUCCAACUACAGAAGAGCAGAGAAAAAAAAAGCAAUUUCGAAGCCUUAAGUGAUGAGUAAGAGGGAUGCGGCAGAUAAGAGGAAGUACUAUUGCUUUUUAAGAGGGUUUAAAAGCAAGAAUUUAAACUUGAAAAUAUGUGAAUAGAAUUGUAGUUUUGUAAUGUGAAAAAAGAGGAAAAAAAACAAGGAGGUUCAUCCAAAAAAAAAAAAAAAAAACAAAGAAAGAAAGAAGCGCUGAACCGCCCAGGACAGGUCAUAUUUGCAGCGAUGCAGAGUGCGUUGGACAAUUUGGAACUGCAAGUGGUAAUCAAAAACAGUAAAAACCAGAAGGUUGAAAAUAGAGAUUCUCUCAGCAGACGAGCUCUCCUGAGAAAUGAGUGUAUUCCUGAACAAGAGCCAACAGAGGCAAUUUGAUAUAUAAAAAUUGUGAUAUUUUUGUAUUCAGUGUCAGUCCUUUUUCCAUUUGUGGAGGGUUACAGCAGGGCACAAAUAUUUGUAUUUCUUUUUUUUUAUUAUUAUUAUUUUUAACCGUUUUUGUUUCUCUCUCUCUCUGGGUGUGAAUCAUUUUUGCCUUGCUCCUCUUUGAUAUUGUUGGACAAAAAAAACGUGUGUGAACAUAUUGUAAUAAUAAGUGUUGCUUUCUGGAUGUCAGUUGCAUUGUAGGUGAAGGACUAAAUCUACCCGCCACAAAAAUUUUACGGAGUGUGUGUAUGUGACAAAAAAAAAGAAGGAAAAAAAGUUUAAAAAAAAGAAAAAAUAGAAAUAAAAAAGAUGUUAAAAUACGGGACGGCAGGGGGACGCUGCCAAACCGACCAAUUAGUACUUGUCAUUCACAAUUUUUCAAUCAAACUUGACUGUCAGCAUAUUUUUUUGUUUGUUUUUGUACUUGAAAAAAAAAAGAAGAAGAAGAAGGGAUGGCAUGUCCCGAGGUGUCUUGCCAUUUUAUUCUCAAACACUGUGAGCUGAGGGGGCUUUUUUUCCACCCCCGUAUAGUAUCCACCCACUAUAAUACCCCGUCACGGUUCAGUCUGAACGCCACAAUGCAAGACCUGUUCAGUCACGUCGUUCCUAUCAUCGUCCUCUGAAUGUUUUCUACUUUUUUGUGCGGGUGAAAGUGCGUAACUAUGUGUGUGUGUGUGUGUGUGUGUGUGUGUGUGUGUGUGUGUGUGUGUGUGUGUGUGUGUGUGUGUGUGUGUGUAUUAGUGGAAAAAUGCACUAAUCAGAUCAGAUUACAAAAUAAAAUGAUAUUCUAUGCCACUUUUUUCUGUUGGAAAAAAAUAUAUAUAUACAUUGGCAUCGAUAUAGUUCUUCCCUCAGUGUUCCUCCGAUGUUUCUGUACUAUCUUUGUGCCUAAAAAUGGAAAUUGUUCAACAAAAAUAUCCAUCUAUAUCUGCUUAGUUUUCUGUAUUUUCAGAAGAAAAAUAAAAAUGGUGUCUCCAGCACCCUAGGGAUGUCAUGACGCUCGAAAAUGACCUGAUUUUUUUUCUUUAUUUUUUAUUUUACUUUAAAUCCUGAAUAGAGCAGGGCUUCUUUUUCAAGGACUGAAUUAAACCCUGAAUGCUAUUGAAAUAGCAAUCGGGAUUCUUCUUUUCUUAGGCUGUGAUUGGCACCUAAAAGCAUUUAUUUAGCGACACAAAACAAAGCAUGGGGGGGAAAUAGACAGAAUUCCAGGCGCGCUGCAGCAGAGAAACUUGCUUUCGGCACAAAAUCUGUUCAAAUCUGCGCUCCAGAUGCUCUGAUUUUCUGCUUUUCUUUCAUUUUUUUUGUCAGCAACAGGUUUGCUGAUGUGAACAUGAUAUUGUUCUUGUGAGAAGAAGAAAACUAGAACCUCCAUUUGGGUAUUUUUUUUCUUCCCUUCUGCUUUGUUUCUGGGUUUUUUUAAAGAGUACUUUUUCUGUUCUACAAAAUGCAUUUAAAAGGGGGAUGUUGAAUUGGUCCUGAGAGGAAUCAUGGCAUCCCUGGAGCUGGCACUCUGUGUUUUGGUGUGGUGUUUCUAGAACAAAGUAGCCAUUUCAUGCAGUGUUGCGAUGCAUGUGCCAUCGAGGUCUAGACUAAAAUUGUUUGAGUAACAAAGCACCAAGACAUUGUAUUUUUUUAUAUUAGCACUGAGGACCAAUUGCCCUGUCGGACCAAGCAUAACGAAGCUUUUUAUGUAACAAAGCUUUUCUCUCUGUCUUUCCCUGGCUUGUCUGUGCUACUUCUCUCCUCCAUUGUUGUGACAGCACAAGUGCCAGUCAAGUUGCUCUGUAUUAAGAAAAUAGUGUUUGUAUUAUGAUUUGAAUUGUUAUAGUUUUUGUCUACCUCAGCACCUAAUCUUAGCCUAAUCUUAGAAGGUGCCCAAUUAUUAUUUUUUAUUUUUCUUUAUUUUGUUCUCUUAUUGUUGUCAGUUGUAUAAUUUUUUGAAAAAUUUGCAUUAGAGCUUUGCAAAGGUCCUUUGUCUUUUCCAGCGACAACGUGCUAUUUUGAGUUUUUUCUGUGGCAGUACGUUUCCUGUUGAGCUGUGCCACCAAUCUAUAGCCACCGUCUGUUGAAUAUAGAGGUUGUUCUCUCUCUUUUUUUGUUUCUUUCCAUGUAGAAUCAGACACAUCUCUUUGUAACAUUUCAGUGUUCUCUGAUGGAGUGUGAAAAAAAAUAAAAAGGAAAAAUAAAAGAUUUAAUGCUG